Penicillium argentinense is the source of this 300-nucleotide messenger RNA. RefSeq lists its product as uncharacterized. The transcript is spliced from 2 exons. Lineage: Eukaryota; Fungi; Ascomycota; Eurotiomycetes; Eurotiales; Aspergillaceae. Bases 1 to 300 code for a protein of 99 amino acids. The record is from RefSeq and is a predicted model, not a curated record.
AUGGCCCAAUUGGCCCUUGCACAGGCGGAUGAUGUAUCCGCUGAGACACUCAUCUUCUUCACUGUGUCUCCAUUUGUAUUCAAGACCGCCUUGAUUCAGCCGUUGGCAUCUUGCUGGAUAAUUGAUUCAGGAGCCAAUACUCAUAUCAGCAACCAACGAGACAGAUUCAUCACAUUCGCCGACCAGAAACUGCAAGAAUCUGCGUCAACCGACCAGGUGGAGGAGUUCUCUGGGUACAUCUUAAGGAUGUGUGUAUCAGAAAUCAAGAAGAAUGGAUUCUUCGCAAUAUGUACAAAUUGA